This is a messenger RNA of Epithele typhae, 216 nucleotides long. RefSeq names its product thioredoxin-dependent peroxidase. Gene Ontology annotation, biological process: cell redox homeostasis; response to oxidative stress; hydrogen peroxide catabolic process. Gene Ontology annotation, cellular component: cytosol. The annotation marks the transcript as partial. Gene Ontology annotation, molecular function: thioredoxin peroxidase activity. The record is from RefSeq and is a predicted model, not a curated record. The transcript is spliced from 2 exons. NCBI's taxonomy places the organism in Eukaryota, Fungi, Basidiomycota, Agaricomycetes, Polyporales, Epitheliaceae.
UGGGUGAUUGCCCCGCGCAAGCAAGGCGGUCUCGAGUCGGCCCACAUGUCCAUGUCCCACGAGUACGGCGUCCUCAUCGAGGACGAGGGGAUCGCCCUCUGUGGGCUUCUCAUCAGAGUCGACCCUGUAGGGUGCCCUCAGCAAAUUACGAUCAACAACCUCCCCGUGGGCCGCUCCGUCGAGGGGAUCCGGCUCGUGAAGGCAUUCCAGUUCUCC